UAUCAACGAGAUUGCAAGCGAUAGAACCGGAUCGAUCUUUUACUUCUCUUGCUUUGUUUUGACUCGGAUUACCCUAACCCCUAUUGAAACGAUAUGAAAUGACGGAGGGGUCCGCUGGUCAGCAAGGCGAUGGCGGUGGCGGUGGAGGGAGAGGCAACGGUGGCCGCGGAGGAGGAAAGGGCAACAAAUCACGUGGGGGUCGGGGAGGAGGGGGCCGAGGGGGCCGCAACAARAAGAACAACGACAAGAAAGAUGCCAACAAAGGAAACAACAACAACGGCAGCGGCAGCAACAAAGACGAUGCCAACAAAGACAACAACAAGAACCCGAACAACAACAAAGGGAACGCCAAAAACAAGGGUGGCGAUCCGAACAAAAACGGUCCCAAACCAAAGAACGACAACAACAAAAAGGGAGGCGAGGCGACCAAGAGCAACAACCGCUCUCGCCGCCGCAUGAUGCAACACAAGAACAGCAAAAAAGGCGAACAAAAGAAACCAAACGAGCCCGCUGUUCCAAAGAUGACAAAAGAAGAGCAAGAACGAAUCGAACAGGAAAAAAAGAAAAAACUCGAGGAAGAAGCCGAGCGCAAACGCCUCGAAGAAGAAGAAAGKGCGAARCAAGCCCGUCUAGAAAUCCGCAAAAAGGCCGAGAAGGAGUUGAACGAAAGYUUUCAGGAGGCGAUGGACUAUCUAAGGGCGGUCGCGGAGACGUCCGAAGCCCGGAGGGCCAACCGAAAUUCGAUGUCGGCCGAAGAUCUCGCUUUAUCGAGAAAGGAAUUCGAGGCGAGCAAGAAAUCGCUCAAGUCGGAUCUGAAGAAAUGCACCGCCUUUGUGAAGAAGAUCAAAACGGGCGGAGCCUGGUCUAUGACACCCGCCGCGCUUGUAAAGGAUUUGUCGUCCUUGAACCUUUCUCGCUACGUCGAAGAAGUUGUUGCUGCGGUAUUGGAAGCUAAACUCAAACUGGCCGAUCUUCCGGUAGUCUUGACACUGUGCAAGAGCAUGAAUCUUCGCUACCCRGCCUUUCUUUCGAACUUGAUGACCGGUCUCUGGUCCGUUGUUCACGAAAAACCAACCGACAACGAUACCAGCAAACUUCGCCGGGUGUAUGUACGAUUGUUGACAGAACUCUUGCUGAAUGGACUUGCUACCGAGACAAAGCCRUUGAUGAAACUCAUUGCRGAAGCUUCUGGUGGGAAGGAUGGUAGUUACAACGUGACUGAUGCGAGCAUGAUCGUUGCUUUUGUCAAAGGCGCAGGCUUUGAAAUUUUGGGUACGAGGCCAACUUCGAUUCAAAAGUAUUCCAAACUCAUCGAAGACGAGAUCCUGAAGCGCGAGCAAGACAAGGGGAAGGACGCCCCRGAAGAAGAUGAAUUAAGCCUUCCUGUGUUGAUUUCCGAAGAGAAGGCGACCGAAGGGAAGGAAUUAGUAGCAACCAUGGAUGAGCUCGUAAUGGAGCGGGCGGUGUCUCCAGAAAUCUCGARCAAGUUUCUUGGACAUUGCAAGGGCGCCUACGCAUUUUUGUCGAGGUCUCUGAUCGAAACAGAUACCAAGCUCCAAAAGAUGGAAAAGCGUUGCGAGCAAGAUCGGCUUCUGGCUGGUUCGCUGACCGAUGCUCGYGAAAAGGGCUUACAGGACGCRCGCAAACUGAGAGAGAGCUUGGAAAAGAGUGUCGAGGCCAUGUCGGACAUUAUGGAUUUGCCCCUCCCACAACUAGAGAAAGAAGCGGAAGAGGAGACAGAGGGUGGAACCGGAGUCGAGGUGUGGACGAAGGAUGGAGGUGACGAAGAYGGAACCGACUUUGGGCCUUUUGACGACGAAGAAACACGGGCAUUUUAUUGCGACGUACCCGACUUCCUCACGACCGUCCCCCCUGCAUUGCUUGGGUUAAGUCCAGAAGAAAUAGAAAAGCUGAAAGCCGUGAACGAAAAAAAGUUUGGUGCAGGCUUUGGUCCUGAUAAUGAAUCGGAAGGAGAUGCUGUCACUGAUGUGGUUGCCCCKUCGUCCGAGGCCGAACUAGAAGCUGUAGAGAAAGGCGAGGAUAUCGAACCCGGGGACGACAACGAAGAAACAAAAGAUGAGAACAAGGAUGCUCCGCAUUAUAAGCUGAUGGUCCUUCUAGAACAAGAAUUACCAGAAUGCAGUCGCAGAGAGCAAAUCGACGAGAUAUCCGAAAAGUUUUGCACGAAUCAUGGUUCAUCCAAAAAUGCCAGRAAACGCCUAUCAAAGACUCUUUUCCAUGUUCCUCGYGCGCGUUUGGACCUUCUCCCGUAUUAUUCUCGUAUGGCAGCCACGUUGGGCAGAGUCUGGCCAGAUAUUGGGGAAGCCUUGCUGGUUGAUCUAGAGCAGCAAUUUCACGGGCAGGCGAAGUUCAAGAAGAACCAAAACAUUGAAUCUCGUAUGAGAACAGCACGAUACAUUGGAGAGCUAACAAUUUUCCGCAUGGCUCCACCAAUCGUGUCUCUGCGUUGCUUGAGGCGGUGUUUGGAUGACUUUACAGGAGGAAAUGUUGAUGUUGCUUGCUGUUUAUUAGAAUCGUGUGGUAGAUAUUUGAAUCGGCUUCCGCACACCAAUAAAAGACUGAACAAUAUUAUGGAAACAAUGGUGCGAUUGAGUAAGGCCAAGGUAUGUAUCUAAAUGAACAAACUUUUUUGUUUCGCCAAUUGACGGAUUUCUCAACCAUUUGCAAUGCUUUCAGCGCCUGGAGGAACGCUAUUUAGCGUUGAUCAAAACUGCAAUGUAUACCGUYAAGCCACCCGCAAGUGGCACAAAGAAGGAGGUCAAGGAAUAUCCACCMUUGGAAGGUUAUCUUAGRUACCUUUUGAUGGUGAAGUUGCAGGCGACAGAAUCUAGCAUCACCUAUGCAUCAAAACAACUGCUUCGGUUUCCCUGGGCAGAUCCUUCUAUGCAGUGCGGUGCUUUGAUUUGCAAGAUUAUGCUCAAAACUUGUCGCAAUGGACGUUAUAAAUCGAUCGAAGCUAUUGCAAAUGUUGCAGCAAAGUUACGUCGCCAAAAACCUGAAGUUUGCAUAAGAUUACUCGAUGAUGUAGUCGAAGAACUCCAGUGGGCAAUAGAGCAUCCAGCCUUCAGAGACCAACAAAGGACUCUGACGACUGCUAGACUGCUUGGCGAACUCUAUGUUGCUUCCCUCGCUUCCGGUCAAUUAAUUUUUCAGCAACUUUAUCGAUUCAUCAAUUUUAGUCACGACAUACCUGAUGCACUAAGAGAAGCAAGCGAGAAAGCUGUUGCAUUGGCGGAAACUGAAGAAAGCCUCCCGGUAUUCAAUUCAUCUUCUGGUGUGUCAGGAGUGAUUCUGGAGGACGAAGAGAUGGAACAGGAUGAUCUCGAGGCGAAGGAAGAAGAGAAAGAAGAAACAGAAGYAGAGAUACAACCGGUGGCCGUUUCAGUGCACUCAAAGUAUGACCCUCGGGUAUUAUCGGUUUUGGACCCACCAAAUUCUGUUUUUCGCAUCAAGUUGGUCUGUGUUCUUCUUGAAGUUGUAUCGAAAAAGAUGCUGGUCACGAAAAAUAACAUCCCGAAAAUCGAAGCAUUCCUUGCUUCCUUUCAACGAUAUUUGUUCACAAAGACUACACUUCCAACAGAGGUGGAAUUCGCUUUACUAGACACGUUCGAUAUUAUAGAUUCCAAAUGGCGUGAAGUGUUGAAGGACCAGAAAAAGAAGAAUGCUWGCGAUUCCGAAAGUUCACAAGGCUUUCGGCGGUAUCGUACUUGGCUUGAGGCUCACAAUGCCACUAUUGCCAACGAAGAAGCCGAAGCCGCCGUGGAUCGGCGCGCGCAGAUACGUUUAGAAGCUCUUGCAGGAAACAGAGGAGUUGCGGCUGAAGUUGCUGAAGGCGAUCUACUGGAUGAAGAUGAUGAACUCGAUGAUGACGAAGAAUAUGACUCAGAUGGAAUGUCUGUUGACUCAAAAGAUAGCGACGAMGAUUCGAUUUCAGUUGAAGAAGACAGUAACAAUGAAGAUCCUUCACGCUAUAACGAAGAUGCCACCGACGACGAUGAUGAAUCAGAAGACGAUUCUGACGAUAGCGACGAUGAGGAUUCCGAAGAAGAAUUUGAUGAAGAUGCAUACAUGAGACAAUUGGAAGAAGAAGCAUUUGAGGCCGAACUUCGACGCCUWACUAUGGAUGCUUUGGAAAAGGGGAAAUCGACCUCCCGYGGUGGCAAAGUUUCGGACAACAUGGUUUCCGGUUCACAAUUUAUCAGGAAGAAGCAGUCAGACACCGAAACGUCGCCGAUGCCAAGUUUUGCACUCGGAGGUACGGAGGGAAUUARYUUCAACCUGCUCAAGAAAAGCAACAAGGGGAAAAUGGAGGCCAAGCAAUUUGUUGUUCCCAUUGACACAAAUCUUGCUGCCGUUGCCACGAAACAAGACGAUGAAGCUGCACGAGAGCGUGAUAUGAUCAAAGCAAGGGUUCUGCAGUACGAAGCAGAAAGUGCAAUCUCCGAAGGUAAUGUUUACCUCGAGCAAGAGAAGCUCCAAGUGAUCCGAAACCGACCACUUUCGAUGGAAGAGAUUGAUAAGAAUUUCGGCACAACCGGAGGCAACCUUAUUACUGGCCCAAGUAAGAAAGCACCUCCUGCACCAGGAAAUUAUAGCGGRGGACGGGGAGGUCGAGGAUAUUCCACGGGACGAGGUGGAGGUUCGUUUGGAUCUGGAGCGCCGUUUGGGCGUGGAACAGGCAAUUCUUUUGGGCGUUUCGGAGGACGUGGACGUGGGCGUAGCAGCGGUCGUGGGCUUGUUUGACAGAACACUGUGGUUGUCGCUUAUACUCCGUCCUUUUCCCGACUUUUAAUUGAACUUCGGCGGGAUAACAUAUUACGUCUACCUUCGGGAUAAACCUACCCAGUWAUU
Pseudo-nitzschia multistriata is the source of this 4872-nucleotide messenger RNA. NCBI's taxonomy places the organism in Eukaryota, Bacillariophyta, Bacillariophyceae, Bacillariales, Bacillariaceae. The record is from the annotation of a GenBank genome assembly.